This is a messenger RNA of Peronospora matthiolae, 195 nucleotides long. The record is from the annotation of a GenBank genome assembly. NCBI's taxonomy places the organism in Eukaryota, Oomycota, Peronosporomycetes, Peronosporales, Peronosporaceae.
AUGGCUAAAAAGAAGAAAAUCAACACGUCUUUCCAGCCCGCCCAGAAGCUCACGUACGCGGUUGACGUCGUGAGCACGACUAGCGACACAAUCAUCACCUGCCGCUGCAAGAUCUGUGAGCUCCUUGGUCGGGACCCCAUUGUGAUCGGGUUGUCCAGCAGCCGUAAGCGCAAGUCGCAUAGUAGCGUCCAGUAA